Messenger RNA from Podospora pseudopauciseta, 909 nucleotides. RefSeq lists its product as uncharacterized. NCBI's taxonomy places the organism in Eukaryota, Fungi, Ascomycota, Sordariomycetes, Sordariales, Podosporaceae. Gene Ontology annotation, molecular function: ribonuclease P activity; ribonuclease MRP activity; RNA binding. The record is from RefSeq and is a predicted model, not a curated record. Gene Ontology annotation, cellular component: nucleolar ribonuclease P complex; ribonuclease MRP complex. Gene Ontology annotation, biological process: rRNA processing; tRNA 5'-leader removal; intronic box C/D snoRNA processing. The transcript has 2 exons. The coding region runs from base 277 to 909 and encodes 210 amino acids.
UGAACUUUUGACACCAUCUUCCAUCAACUACGCCGACCUCUGACGACAGGACUCACUCUCUACACUUUGCAUAGCCGGCACAAACUACACCGGCAGAGCCUCUGUGACAGUUUCCAAGCCCUCAUCAUACAGAGAUACUGUUUUUUCAACUCUUGCACCCACAGGCCGCAUCUCAUAUCCAUCCAAGAAGCCAUUCCCCCCAUCUAGUCAACGGCGAUCUCUCUUUUGCGACUAUCAUACACCCGGCGACGCACCAGCUUCUCCAGUCGCAGUGCCAUGGCCUCUCCAACGACACAGCAGCCUGUGGGUGCACCAACUACGCUGCCAAACAAACCCGAAAACAAGCUCCCACCCAUUCCAGAUGGCUCUCGAAUCCGCAAACGCCCCCUUCCCCUCCCUCCUCACCGGGGCACCUUGAAGUCGGCCGCAUCCUCUGUCAAUUUCCAAAACCAGACGACACCCGACAUUGAUGGCUACCUGCCCCCUCCUCGCGCGAAUCGCACCCAGAUCAUCAAGGUGGCCUCUUCGGCCUCCCACAUGUCACUUGUAAAACGCGUACGAAAGGCACUGGAGAGCGCCCGAAAUAACCAACAGGGAACAACGAAAGGUCUGCCCUUGGCAGCACGUGUUGCCGCUCUGGGUGCGAAGAAUGGGAGAUCAGACCAAACUGGGCCAAUAUCAGAUGCACUGGAUGAUGUCGUGCUUAUUGCGACGGGGAGGGCAAUUCAGAAGGCGGUUGAGGUGGGGGCCUCGUUCACGAGAGAACGAGAUUUGAUUGUGAUUGCGAGGACGAGGACGGUACAGGCAGUGGACGACAUCGAAAUGAUGGACGAGGAUGCGGAGGAGGAGGACUCGGCGCGGGUCAGACAUGUUAGUUGUGUCGAGGUUGGAGUGAGGUGGGCCAGUUGA